AUGAUGAUGGAUUUCCAAAAGCACCACCCGCCGCCACCAUAUCACCCUCACCCCUCGCUGCUGGGAGCGGUUGCCCACGAUCCUCGAGGGGCGCCCUCAGCGCCGCCCGCCGCGCGCGCCUACGGACCGCCUCGGCCACCAUCACCACGCCCAUACUACGAGAUGCUUCAACGACGAGAGUCCGAGAUGCCUCGAUCGGCUGCCACGGCCCCGGGUUACAAUUAUCCGACCCCUUCGUCCGCUCCCGCCCCCGUUUCCUCCGUCGCGUACACCCAUGAGCCCGCCUACGCAUCCUUGCGGCCAGAAUCAUCCGGGUAUCACCUCGCACCGACUGGCCAUGGUUCCUCCAAGAAGCAUAAUCUUCCGGCUGGGCAGCGAGACUCUGACAACCGCCAUGAUCCCCCUUAUGAUCAUAAUUACCUCAAUCACCAGGAUCGACGGAUGGUGUAUCGUGAAGUUUUUAUGAUUCUUCCCGGUGGUGGUGGUGGUGGUGGUGGUGAUGGUGUUGUUGUUGCUGGGUGCCUGAGCCGAACUGGGUAG
Molecule: messenger RNA, 540 nt
Organism: Aspergillus aculeatinus CBS 121060
Lineage: Eukaryota; Fungi; Ascomycota; Eurotiomycetes; Eurotiales; Aspergillaceae
Exons: 2
Coding region: 1-540 (179 amino acids)
Source: RefSeq, a predicted model, not a curated record